Trematosphaeria pertusa is the source of this 1108-nucleotide messenger RNA. RefSeq lists its product as uncharacterized. Lineage: Eukaryota; Fungi; Ascomycota; Dothideomycetes; Pleosporales; Trematosphaeriaceae. Gene Ontology annotation, cellular component: cytoplasm; nuclear pore. The coding region runs from base 79 to 843 and encodes 254 amino acids. Gene Ontology annotation, biological process: nucleocytoplasmic transport. The transcript is spliced from 4 exons. Gene Ontology annotation, molecular function: GTPase activator activity. The record is from RefSeq and is a predicted model, not a curated record.
CUCGUCUUGAAUUCUUCUACCAAGUCUUAAUUUACACACACCCACAACCCUAUAUACCUGUCGUUGUCUUCCACAACAAUGUCUGACACGGCUAAACCUGAUCCCUCCGCCGAGCAGACCGCCGCACCGGGCGCAACCCUCUCCAAGGACGAGACCGCGAAGGUAACUUCCGAUGUUACUGACGCGCCUAAGCCCGCGGAAGAGAAACCGGCCGCCUCAGCCGCUGAGACCGUCACCAACGCCGCGUCAACGGCUGCCUCGGCCGUCAAGGACAAUGUGUUCUCAAUGUUUGGUGGUGGUCCCAAGAAGGAAAAGAAGGAAGAGGCAGAUGACGUCGACGAGCCCUCAGGCGCUUCCAAGCCAAAGGCUGCAGACGACGAGAACCCCGAGAACGAGGAGCCCGACGUCGAGUUCAAGCCAAUCGUCCACCUCACCGAAAAGGUCGAUGUCAAGACCAACGAGGAGCUCGAGGAGCAGACGUUCAAGAUGCGCGCGAAGCUGUUCAAGUUCGACAGGGAGUCGCGGGAGUGGAAGGAGCGGGGCACUGGCGACGUCCGGUUACUGAAGCACAAGGAGAACGGCAAGACUCGUCUCGUUAUGCGACGCGACAAGACGCUUAAGGUCUGCGCCAACCACUACGUUGUCCCGGACAUGAAGCUGUCGCCCAACGUAGGCAGCGACCGCAGCUGGGUUUGGAACGCGGCCGCCGACGUCAGCGAAGGCGAGCCCGAAGCUCAGACGCUCGCCAUCCGUUUCGCCAACAGCGAGAAUGCCAACCUUUUCAAGGAGGCCUUCAUCAAGGCCCAGCAGGAGAACGAGGCACUCUUUAAGGCUUCGGAGUAAGGGUAUAUAGCGUGUGGUGGACAGAGGGAUGCCAUGGACGCAAAACAUGGAAUGGAUGCACGACAGCGAUGAAUUUUGGACUAGUAGCAUAGCCCAUAACCCGGCGGUAGAGAUGCCCACACCCUGCACAUAGAUAGUAUCUAAAGUGGCCUUGCGCUAGAGCAAAGGCCUCCCCCAAAUAUGGUGCGCUACGAUAGCCGUUGGAAGUGAUGCGGUCGCAAUAAGCUUCGCCUUCGCUCAUGGCUUGGCAGUGAAAGAAACUGCU